Triplophysa rosa is the source of this 2434-nucleotide messenger RNA. It is a transcript of the gene wasf3b, whose product is annotated as WASP family member 3b. The coding region runs from base 153 to 1586 and encodes 477 amino acids. The record is from RefSeq and is a predicted model, not a curated record. The transcript has 9 exons. Gene Ontology annotation, molecular function: Arp2/3 complex binding; protein kinase A regulatory subunit binding; actin binding. Gene Ontology annotation, biological process: actin cytoskeleton organization; positive regulation of Arp2/3 complex-mediated actin nucleation. Lineage: Eukaryota; Metazoa; Chordata; Actinopteri; Cypriniformes; Nemacheilidae. Gene Ontology annotation, cellular component: cytoskeleton; SCAR complex.
CCCAAGCAGAUUGUUUGGAAUGGUCAGAUGGACCGACCGAUGGAGACACAGGAUAGCAGUCCGGACCGCUGAGGGCUUGGACAUGCGAGCGAAUAUUUAUCUGGAAAAACACACUUUUGGCAGCGUGGGGUGCGGCUGUGUAAGGGAAAGCCAUGCCGCUGGUGAAGAGGAACAUUGAGCCCAGGCACCUGUGCCGCGGGGUGCUGCCCGAUGGCAUUGGCAGUGAGCUUGAGUGUGUCAUGAACAACACACUGUCUGCUAUCAUACGCCAACUCAGCAGUCUCAGUAAACAUGCUGAAGACAUAUUUGGAGAGCUCUUCAACGAGGCAAACCUGUUCUAUGUGCGGGCGAACUCUCUGCAGGACCGGAUUGACCGACUUGCCGUCAAGGUCACUCAGCUGGACUCUACGGUUGAGGAGGUGUCUCUUCAGGACAUCAACAUGAGAAAGGCUUUUAAAAGCUCUACCGUUCAAGACCAGCAGGUGGUGUCCAAGAGCAGCGUUCCAACCCCUGUGGUGGAGAUGUACAAUUUAAGUGACAAGCCUCCACCUCUCAAUAUUCUCACUCCCUACAGAGAUGAUGACAAAGAAGGGCUGAAGUUCUACACUGACCCCUCUUACUUCUUUGACCUGUGGAAGGAGAAGAUGCUACAAGAUACAGAAGACAAGAGGAAAGAGAAGAGACGGCAAAAGGAGCAGAGACGGUGUGUAGACGGCACGCUGCAGAGGGAGGUGAAAAAGGUGCGAAAAGCGCGAAACCGCAGGCAGGAAUGGAACAUGAUGGCCUUCGAUAAAGAACUGCGACCUGACCAUCGACAUUCUCACACUGUGCACAGAGGAGGGUCUAUAGACGGCACAAUGUCCCCAGAACACAGGUCUCGUGGACAAGAUCAUGCAGAUCACGGCUAUCUCUCUAUGGCCAACCACGCUGGCUACGCACACACUUAUUCAGGGCCGCCGCCUAGUAUGGCAGCUCUGUCUGCUCAUACUCCAAUGAACAUGGAGCAGGAUUACAGGGGUGGGUCCAUGGCAUACCGUUCUGGCACACUGGGUCGUCCACACCAGGCCCCGCCCCCUCCGCCAUCAGCAAACACAAUGAAUGGCUCCAUGACUCUGCCACCUGUCAGUUACAGUUUGGAUUACAUGAAUUCUGGGCUACCACCUCCACCCGCAGCUGCUAUCCCAUCAGGACAAACAGCUUUUGCUAUGCCGCCCUUGGGACCAGUCCUGCCUCCAGGCCAUCUAGGACCAAUGGGAGCAGCCACGGGCUAUGCCCCACCCGCACCAAUGGCUGCCCCUCCACCACCUGUAGCCCCGCCCCCUCCUCCCAGCGCAACCCAAUCCAUCACUCCCAAACGGCCCUCUGUGCCUAAUGAAGCCCAGGCCUUGAACGAUGCUCGCAGUGACCUGCUGGCAGCUAUAAGAAUGGGUAUUCAGCUGAAAAAAGUUCAAGAGCAGCAGGAGCAGCAGGCAAAACGAGAGCCGGUGGGCAAUGAUGUGGCAACCAUCUUGUCUCGCCGCAUAGCCGUGGAAUACAGCGAUUCUGAGGACGAAUCUGAGCUAGAGGACAAUGACUGGUCUGACUAACACUAUACGUAAUGAUGCAACAAAAAACACACAGUCACAAGGGUUUACACCAAUAAAAUCACAUGUGAACGUGUUGGAUUCCUCAAGCACAGAAAUGCAUUUUAAUAUCAUUAUGAAUAACUAAUAGCUCCAUGAACCUCUACGUAUGAUGUUUUUCCAUGUUUUCUAAUGAUUUUUAAUAAAACACUUGUUUCUAAGCAAUAUGGACAUACAGCCGUGGACAAAAUGAAAAGACAAUUUCAUCUAACAUGAUCAAAAUGAUCCGUUUUGUUUUAUUCUGUUAGCUACUAACAAUAUUUCUCCCAAAUGUCAAAUAAAAAUAUACAUAAUAUUUCUAUUUUAUUUAUUUGCAGAAAGUGAAAACUGGAGAAAAAGGUCAAAAUAAAAGGUCAAAAGUGUUCUGUAUUUUUUCAUAUUUACCUUUAAGCAAUGCAAUAGUAAUAUUUGUACAUGUAUUUAGGAAAAGUUCCAAAUUAUUCAUGGGUCUCGUCAUGCUGUCAGUCUUUCACAUUGCUGUUAGAUGACUUUGUCACUCCUGAGGUUUGACUUUGUUGAAAUUCAACAGACACUGGGCCGGAAUGGCCACAAUACAUCUAGAAAUUCUGAUUAAAUGAACAUUUGGAAUGGUCUCUUCAUUUUUUUCUUCGGCUGUAUAUAGUGGAUAGCGACUAAAACUAACGAUUAAGCAAGAUGAGGUCAGCGAAAACACAUGGAUGGAAUUUGUUCAGUGCUCAGCUCUGUACAUUUUUGGAGUCUGCAUGAAGUUUGUAUAAUACUAGAUGUAUAUGUGGAGAUGUGAGGUCAGUCAUAUUUGUGUGAACUGACUCGAGGUGUUUGAUUAAACUACC